AUGAAGAACUCACAUUUCACAUUAGCCAUUUUUGUAAUUUUCUCCAUCAUAAUUUUCUCCAAACCAUCUCACCAACAAUCCAACUGGCCGCCAAACGAAAAAAUCAUUAACGCAUUCGGAGUUCUCCAAAUCUGGAAAGCUCAAAUCACCUCAGACCCAAAUAAACUCACCGAUGACUGGUGGGGUUUCGAUGUGUGCAGCUACACCGGAGUGUACUGUGCACCCACACCAAAUGAUCCCCUCAACACCACCACAGUGGCCGGUAUAGACCUUAACCAUGGCAACAUUGAAGGCCCAUUACCCGAACAGCUCGGUGAGUUAACUGACUUAGCUCUGUUCCACAUCAACUCCAAUCGUUUCUAUGGAAGUAUCCCAAAAAGCUUUUCAAAUCUCAAACUCCUUUACGAGCUCGAUGUAAGUAACAACAGAUUGUCUGGGAAAUUCCCAACUGUUGUUCUAUCCAUCCCUUCACUCAGAUACUUGGACAUGAGAUUUAACUUCUUCGAUGGCAACAUUCCCUCUCGCUUAUUCGACUUGAAACUAGAUGCUCUGUUUAUAAACAACAACAAGUUCACUUCUAAUUUGCCCCAAAACAUAGGGAAAUCCCCUGUUUCGGUUAUAGUUUUGGCUAAUAACAAUCUCAACAGUUGUUUUCCUUUGAGUUUGGCACAAAUGAAGAAUACCCUUACCGAGUUAAUCAUCACUAACAGCGGUCUUAAAGGCUGUUUGCCCACAGAUAUUGGUAUGUUCGAAAAACUGACUGUGUUCGACGUUAGCUAUAACCAGUUAGUCGGCUCGUUGCCUGAAUCGAUGGGGAAGUUGAAAAACUUAGAGCAACUGGACGUGGCUCACAACAAGCUUUCUGGGCAUAUUCCUCCGAGUAUUUGUGCCUUGCCCAAAUUGGAAAACUUCACCUACUCCGGCAACUUCUUCUCCUCCGAGCCGGGAACUUGCCUGAAGUUGCCCAGUAAAGGUGACGGGGGAAACUGUCUUCCUUCUAGGCCUUCGCAGCGUUCGAGGGAGCAAUGUGCUGCUUUCAACAAGUUCCCGGUUAACUGCAACGCCGCUGGAGCUGACUGCCCACGUGGAAGGCCUGCCUCUCUUCCUCCGCCGUCUCCGCGGCCACGAUCUCCGCUGUUCGGAUCUCUGAAACUGCAAACUCCUCCGCCCCCUCAUCAUUAUUAAAAUACCAUCACAAGUGAUAAUAGAUAACUUUUUAUUUGCAUGUAAUCUGUUUAUAGAGUGAAUAAUUAACAACACUGAAUUAUGGUGUUAGAAACUAAACGACUUGUCGUUUUAUCGUUUAUACCAUCAUCAUUUGGUUUAGGUUCACGUUGAUGUAUUAACAUAAUUGAUUUUACUCUCA
Molecule: messenger RNA, 1366 nt
Organism: Cannabis sativa
Lineage: Eukaryota; Viridiplantae; Streptophyta; Magnoliopsida; Rosales; Cannabaceae
Product: leucine-rich repeat extensin-like protein 6
Exons: 1
Coding region: 1-1185 (394 amino acids)
Molecular function (GO): protein binding
Source: RefSeq, a predicted model, not a curated record